Messenger RNA from Anneissia japonica, 502 nucleotides. RefSeq lists its product as uncharacterized. The annotation marks the transcript as partial. Lineage: Eukaryota; Metazoa; Echinodermata; Crinoidea; Comatulida; Comatulidae. The transcript is spliced from 2 exons. The record is from RefSeq and is a predicted model, not a curated record.
AGGCCUGCUUUUGUCUAAAAAUACAUCUUGUUUGUACUUAUAUUUUAGGCACAUCGCAUUACUAUCAAUAUGAGAAUGCCAUUCAGGGAGACGAUGAAAUCCUAAUUGAUGUUGAAAUUCAAUUGGCCGAUUAUUACUUGUUGGAAAAUGAGCAGGAGUUGGAGUUUAAUGUCAGUUUUGAUUACAGUAAAGAUCGUCAAACAACAAUUACACAGUUGAUUAAGGCAAUUGUUACUAGUGUUGAAACACCAGAUCUUGUCUAUACCCUCAAUAUACCAGAAUAUGAUCCUAUGGAGCUCAACCCAGGGGAUCUUUUGCUUGUCAAUUCAACCAUUGAGCACAGUACCCUGUCAAGUGCUCAUGCAUAUGGCCUCAUCGUCAACUUGAUGGUUCCAUUCUACAUUAAAAUUGACGAUUCAGUUGAGAUUGAAGGGACCUCCAUGAUAGAAACCGAUAUGUCUACAAGUGAUGGCGUUCAAUUUCAAGUAAGGAGUGUUUUUUA